UUCAACCUGAUUUAAUCAAACUAUAAUGUAAUCAGGAUCAAACCAACCCGCGAACUAACUGAUUCUUGAUCAAUUAGUUCAACUGGCCGGUUAAGUCCGAUUUUUCAAAUAUUAGACUUGACACUAAUACACUAUGCUUUCCUAUCUACAAUCCAGUAUCAUCCAAACAAAAACACUAGAAUAUUCAAAUAAUUGAGCAGAAUUUUGCAUUGAUACUAGAGAGAAAGGGAUGAACAUGAAGCCACUCAAGAAACUCCAUCUUAUUCAAUUCUUACUCCUAUUCAAUCUCAUAUUAGGUUCAUCUACACCUCACCAUAAUCACACAAACAACUGUGAGAAUAUCAAAACUCAACCACCUUUCUUGACUUCAAAUUCUUCUAUAUCUUCUCAAUUAAGGAUAACUGUUAACGUUCCAACUCAUGCACCAGAAUUUUGCAAAGGCUGUGAAAAUCCUAAUGGAAACUGUAAUGCUGGCUUGAAGUGUUUGUGUCAUCCAAAAGAAUGCAAAGAUAAGGUCAUCUCCAAGGUUGGAUCCAUAAAUUCUACUGGUAGUUUGUUUUUCUCUUUGCUUUCUUUCAUUUGUACAGUAGCCUUCCUCAUCAUGUAUGUCUAAGUCUAACAAGCUUAUCCAAGGACUGAAUUAUUUUUAGUAAUGUUUUAAAUCGCGAUAAAGAAACGGAUGAUGCAGUCUCGUUCAAGAUCAUGUUAUGGCCUAAAUCACUGAUGCAGACCCUUUUUUAAAUUAUUAGGUUAUGUAAUAAUUUGUACCUAUGUUAUUUGCUGUAUGUAUGCAUCUAAUAUCUAUAGUUGUUGAAUCUCAAUUUUGGGAUAUAUAUAACUAGCACAAAACAGUGAUUAUCUAUAUUUCGUAGUUAUAAAUCGCGGUCCAUGACUGUAAUACCAGAUGCGUCGAUUGCAUUUCUCCGUAAUAAAAGAGUUCAAUAUGUAUGGCACAAAACGGCAAACCAAACACACUGCCCAAAAUAUAUGGUUUCUUCUAUAUUGAA
Messenger RNA from Medicago truncatula (barrel medic), 1007 nucleotides. RefSeq lists its product as uncharacterized. NCBI's taxonomy places the organism in Eukaryota, Viridiplantae, Streptophyta, Magnoliopsida, Fabales, Fabaceae. The transcript has 2 exons. The record is from RefSeq and is a predicted model, not a curated record. The coding region runs from base 230 to 613 and encodes 127 amino acids.